AUGACGCUCUGCCGACUCACGCAGGGUGCAGGAACCAUCGCACUGUUUAUUUUUUGGUCCGUCUCAGAGAUUGCCUCUAUCGUUGAAGCCCAAACCCACGUCCGACGGCCAAUUGCUGCAACGUGGUCCGACAAAAGUUACGGACCGGAUGGGCCCUGGCAAGCAGUCCAAGUGAACAUUGGAAGCUCAUCACAACAGAUCGAUCUGUACCCGGGGGGCACUUGGGAGACCAUCAUCCUUUUACAAGACAUUUGCACAAAUAUCACCCUAACAUCCGACUGCUAUGUGUCGGACGCUGGUGUCUUUAGCUCUACGGCAUCAACCACAUGGGACAAUACAUCCAUCGACUACUCUCCAGAUGGGUCAUCAUAUGCUGCGUAUAGUUUUGGUCAGACCAGAGCUGUCCCGAUCAACGCCUUGGCAAGGCGGGCGGUGGAUACGAUUCGUUUCAACGGAUUUACCACUCCUUCCGUGGACAUAGUAGGUAUCGACCAGGGUUAUCAGACCUAUGCAGGCGGGCAAAACUAUCCAUUGACAGUCGGCAUCCUCUCUUUAUCAGCCCCAGAUCUCAAUCAGUCAUUUCCUGAAACUUCAGGACCCUCUAUCAAUACCACAUUUAUCGUUAUGCAACUCGGGUAUGACCAUCUCUUCAUGGACACAUAG
Messenger RNA from Talaromyces rugulosus, 663 nucleotides. RefSeq lists its product as uncharacterized. The record is from RefSeq and is a predicted model, not a curated record. NCBI's taxonomy places the organism in Eukaryota, Fungi, Ascomycota, Eurotiomycetes, Eurotiales, Trichocomaceae. Bases 1 to 663 code for a protein of 220 amino acids. The transcript has a single exon.